Messenger RNA from Saprolegnia parasitica CBS 223.65, 204 nucleotides. RefSeq lists its product as hypothetical. Lineage: Eukaryota; Oomycota; Saprolegniomycetes; Saprolegniales; Saprolegniaceae. The annotation marks the transcript as partial. The transcript has a single exon. The record is from RefSeq and is a predicted model, not a curated record.
ACGGUGCUCCAAGCCGGCGUCGAAGAGAGCAACAUUGUGUUUGCCAACGUCGUGGCGUGCCCCGAAGGCAUUCGGGCCAUCUUUGCGGCGCAUCCGAACGUCACGAUCGUCACGGCGGCCGUCGACCAAGAGCUGAACGAGUCCAAGUACAUUGUUCCGGGCCUCGGCGACUAUGGCGACCGCUACUACGACACGACGUACUAA